UAAGAAAGCUAUAAAUAGCAGGACACAACCGUUGGAACUGAACUAUAUUGUUACCUUACGUAUUAGCAACCCCUCACUAUUUACCCAUAAUAUGCAUUGUGAUGAAAUAUUUAAGCUGGUGGCAUAUAAAUAGUAUUGAUUUUUAAAAUUUAGGGCUGGACAAGGCAAGAAUAAACUCGAGAGAUUGAAUUGAAUGGAAUUAUUUUACAUACAAGUCUCAGUUUAGAAAAUUAACCAAAAUCAUGAGAGUCCCAAAAGCAUUUUUAAGGAAAGUGAUUCUUUGUGUAGUAAUAAUACAAUUGAUGUACAUCUUGACAUCAAAGCUUUCAACUAAUGAAAAGAGUAUUAAGUCAAAAUCAAGCACAAAGUUGGAGAAAAUAAGCCUGGACAAUAAGAGAAGGGGAGAUAAACCUCUAAACAGUAUAUACUUUUUGAAAACCCAUAAAACGGGAAGUACUACACUGCAGAGUAUCUUAAUGAGGUAUGGAGACACAAGAAAUCUAUCAUUUGCAUUUAAGGAAAAAAAUCACGAAUUAGGCUGGCCAAGAGUUUUCCACAAAAACAUCCCUAUAAAGCUAAAAGCUCCCCAUUCGAGAUAUGAUAUCAUCUGCCAACACCUCAGGCACAGUGAUGAUGUAUUUGAUGUGCUCAACCCAAAAGCGAAGGUAAUUACAAUAUUAAGAAACCCAACAUAUAACUUUAUCUCAACAUUUAAAUACUUUUAUGAAAAGUGGACUAAGAGAUGCUUUGGUACAAUAAACAUUGACGAAUUUCUUUCGACUAUGGAAAAUUCAACAAGCAAUAUAACUGUAUCAAAUGAGUGUGUGAAUAGACAGUUAUAUGAUCUAGGAAUGAGGCCAAAUGACACUGUAAAUGUUAUCAAGGUUAAGAGAAAAAUUUGGGAAAUGGACAUGACAUUUGACCUUGUGAUGAUAUCAGAAUACUUCAAUGAAGGUCUAAUAUUGUUAAAACACCUAAUGAACUGGUCAUUCGAUGACAUUGUAUAUAUCAGUAAAAAUGUCCAAACGAAGAAAACUAAGGGAAUAGAUGUAACAUACCCUGAAGCAUAUAGGAAAAUUAGAGAACUCAACAUUGGUGAUGAAAUGCUAUAUCAGCACUACAACAAAACAUUUUGGAAUAUGAUCAACAAUUUUGGGAGAGAGAGAAUGAAUAGAGAAGUAUCCAAACUCAAUCAAAUAAGAGAUAAGAUGAAAACUUUCUGUAUUGGCGAAGUGGUAAACGGAACAAACGAAAGGUUAAGCGAGCAUAAUAAACCAACUUGGAUGGCCAACAAGGUAAAUGCCUAUAUUCUAUCAGAGGAAGGCAAGCAUGAUGCAACAUGUAAACAAUUGGUAGCAGGUGAAGAUCAAUAUACAGAUUUUUUGAGACAAAAAAUGAAAUCACUGGGAUAUAUAUGAAGGACAACAAAUGGCAAUGGUUACACAUUCAUCUAUGUACUAGACACAUCUGAAACAUAUAUUCACAAGGUAUAAUGUUCUGGGGGUCAUUAACAGAACUUUCGCAAAGUUACGAAUUCGUAAUUCGUAACUUUAUGAAAUUCGUAAAUAUUCAAAAAGAUACGAAUGACUUACGAAUUGAUUAAGUUAUGAAUUGGCCAUUUACAGAACAUUUUCGUAAAUCAUUCAUAAGUUUUAUCGUUCGUAAACAAAUUUCAAAUUGUGACAUCAUCUCAUAUCAAUAUUUAGCACAAAUAAAAAUACAGUAUGAUUUGAUAUCAUAGCGCUGUGAUUAAACCUGUCUCCGUGAUUUCAAAGAUUCCCAAUUCAGGAACAUAUUUGCUUAUCAUGUAAGGAUAGGUGGAUAUUUUAGCUUGAAACUUAGCAUGCAUAUGAGGAACAAUUUCUUUUUGCCAACCUGUAUACAUGUACCUUACACAAGAACUGGAUGAGAAAUAUGCAAUUGGCAAAGUUAUGAAAGGGUCUGAGGUGCUAUUAAAGUUACGAACGAAAGCAUAUGUGACAACAUUUUUCUUAA
This is a messenger RNA of Owenia fusiformis, 1995 nucleotides long. NCBI's taxonomy places the organism in Eukaryota, Metazoa, Annelida, Polychaeta, Sabellida, Oweniidae. The record is from the annotation of a GenBank genome assembly.